This is a messenger RNA of Thlaspi arvense, 2787 nucleotides long. NCBI's taxonomy places the organism in Eukaryota, Viridiplantae, Streptophyta, Magnoliopsida, Brassicales, Brassicaceae. The record is from the annotation of a GenBank genome assembly.
AUGAAACUUUUGUUGGCAAAUUUCGAGGCGGUUGAGAAAAUGGCCGGAGGGAGUGAGGAGGAUCCAUUCACAAAACCCAUUGGAAGAUUGUCUGUGUUCUUUUAUGGAGUUGGGCAUAUGCUUAAUGACAUUACUGCUUCUUGUUGGUUCACUUACCUCCUCCUGUUCUUAACCCAAAUCGGUCUAUCACCAAGAGAUGCAGCCAUUGUUAUGCUCUCUGGCCAAGUUGCUGAUGGGUUUGCCACUAUCUUCACUGGUGAAUUGAUAGAUAGGUUUGGGCAUUUCAAGAUUUGGCAUGCUGCAGGAUCAAUACUGGUUGCUGUAUCUUUCUCCUCUGUUUUCGGAGGUUGUCUGCCAUGUUCGAUCCUCCAUAACGACUCUUUAACUCUCGAAACCUUCUCCUAUAGCAUGUUUGCAGCUAUCUUUAACAUAGGAUGGGCUGCUACUCAGGUUUCCCACAUGGCUAUGGUUAAUUGCAUUUCAUUGAACUCUACAAGCAGAGUAGCGUUGACUAGCUGCCGUAACGCGUUUACUAUGGUUGCUAAUCUUGGCUUAUAUGCGAUUGCUUUAGUAGUCUUCGGCGUUAUCAAAGCUGGGUCUAAAGAAAAUACCGAAACUCAGUAUCGCUGGAUUGCGUAUUCAUCUAUCACAAUCGGAUGCUGCUUUGUGAUCAUAUUUCUUAUGGGGACAAAAGAGCCGAGGAUGAGGAUAGACUUAAGAGAAACUAGCCGAGCAAGAACACCGUGGGCCUACUGGUUUCGGAAACUUCUAUACUAUCAAGUCGCUAUGGUUUACCUCCUCACUCGAUUAGUAUUGAAUGUUUCUCAGGCAUAUCUUGCAUUCUUCGUUAUAGAUGAUUUGCAAAUGGAUCAAUCCGCUAAAGCUUUGGUUCCUGCAAUUAUCUAUAUCUGCAGCUUCGUUGUUUCAGUCCUGCUCCAGGAGAUUCCGUGGAACGGGAAUCGCUUAAAGGCGUAUUAUUCAGCUGGUGGUAUUAUUUGGAUGUUCUGUGGUGCAGCCAUCCUUCUAUUGCCUAGAGACAUUAGUUCUUUCAUGUAUGCGAUCUCCGUCUUUAUUGGCAUCGCGAAUGCAUUAAUGAUGGUUACAGCAAUCAGUAUGCAGAGUGUGUUGGUUGGUGCGGAAGUCGGUGGAUGCGCAUUUGUCUGUGGUUCCUUAAGCUUCUUGGACAAAAUGUCUUGUGGACUUGCUCUUUAUGUUCUUCAGUCACACCAAAGUACUUCACCUAGAAUCCAACUGAACAAUAACCAGCAAAGCGUUUAUCUUUCGGUUACGAGAUACGGUUUAGGUCUUGUUCCAGCGUUGUGCUCGUUCGUUGGUGUCGCUGUAACGUUCUUCAUGGAGCUCGAAGCUCCUGGGUCACUGUUGAAGCCUCUGCUUCGUAAAGCUUAUCGCUUUCUCUUCAGCUCCAGGAGAUUCUGCAAUGGGAACUUCGGUGGUGACGAAACCGAUGUCGGGUUUCCUGAUAUAGAUUUGGAUUGUGGGUUCGACGAGGAAACUAGUAUCAGUGAGCACGAGAGCAUCGAUCGAGAAGAAACCUCUGUUCGGAGUAAGUUUUUGGAGAGUGCCAAGCUUGGCGCGUCUCGGGUUCUCGAGACAUUGCAGCAAGACGACUCUGGAUUCAAUACAAAGUCAGCUUUAGAUGAAUUGAAUGUUAGAGUCUCAGGUCUUCUCGUUAGGGAGGUUCUUGUAGGGAUCUUAAGGAACUUGGGUUGUGAUAACAACACUAGAUGUGCGAAAGUAGCCUACAGAUUCUUCGUGUGGUCUAAGGAACAGGAAUGUUUCAGGCACACUGUGAAUUCGUAUCAUUUGCUUAUGAAGAUAUUUGCAGAGUGUGGAGAGUAUAAGGCAAUGUGGAGAUUAGUCGACGAGAUGGUUCAAGACGGGUAUCCGACAACGGCGAGGACGUUUAAUCUGUUGAUUUGCAGCUGCGGCGAAGCAGGUCUGGCGAAACAAGCCGUUGUGCAGUUCAUGAAGUCGAAGGCUUUCAACUACAGGCCUUUCAAACACUCUUACAACGCGAUUUUGAAUUCUCUGUUAGGUGUGAAACAGUAUACGUUGAUCGAGUGGGUUUACGAGCAGAUGUUAGAAGACGGGUUUUCGCCAGAUGUUCUGACGUACAACGUCCUCAUGUGGACGAACUAUAGGUUAGGGAAAAUGGAUCGGUUCGACAGGCUGUUUGAUGAGAUGGCUCGAGACGGUGUGUCCCCGGAUUUGUAUACAUACAACAUUUUGCUGCACAUUUUGGGGAAAGGAAACAAACCGCUCGCUGCUCUUACUACAUUGAACCACAUGAAGGAAGUAGGGAUCGACCCGAGCGUCAUCCAUUUCACUAGCUUGAUAGAUGGCCUGAGCCGUGCAGGGAACCUGGAAGCGUGCAAGUACUUCCUUGAUGAGAUGGUGAGAGUCGGGUGCAGGCCGGAUGUUGUUUGUUACACCGUGAUGAUCACAGGGUAUGUUGUAUCCGGAGAGCUCGAGAAGGCGAAGGAGAUGUUCAGAGAGAUGACAAUACAAGGGCAGUUGCCGAAUGUUUUCACAUACAACUCGAUGAUCCGAGGGUUGUGUAUGGCCGGAGAGUUCAGAGAGGCGUGUUGGUUGCUAAAGGAGAUGGAGUCGAGAGGGUGUAACCCGAAUUUUGUAGUGUAUAGUACAUUGGUGAGCUAUUUAAGAAAGGCAGGGAAGCUUUCUGAGGCUCGCAAGGUAAUAAGAGACAUGGUGAAGAAAGGACAUUAUGUUCAUUUAGUUCCAAAGAUGAUGAAAUAUAGAAGAUGA